AUGAUAUCAAUUAAUAAACGAUGGUUAAUAGCUACAGUUGAUCAUUAUCUUAAUGAAUUAUGCAAUCAAUUUGAAAAAAAUGGCGUGAGGCAAUCGGAUUGUGAAACGGAACGAGAAGUCGUUACAGAUUCACCAGAUGAUAUCAAACAAGAAUCACCAGCAACAGAAGCCAUGUUUAACGGUAAAGAAAAACUUGAAAAGCAACAAGAAAUGUAUAUUAGCCUAGAAGCACUGGAACAAGAACAUAAAAUUAACUUAUGUGAUGAACACCAAGAAGCUUUGUCAGAUUUACAAUUGAAACGAGAAGAUGCAGCCACAGUUGGAGAAGAUCCAUCAUUAUCAAAACAAAAGUUGGUUUUUAACUAUUUACCGGUUAUCAAUCCCCGGGGUCGACUGCGUGACUCUGAUAAUAUUUGGAAAAUUUAUGAUUCUUUAUCUUAUCCAGAAGAGUCUUUAGUUAAAUUUUUUCAAGACAUAUUACCUAAUGAAGAAAAAGUUGUUUUAUCAUUUGAAAGCGUACAGCAACAAGUUGGUAGUAAUGAUUGUGGAUUAUUUGCAUUAGCUUUUGCCACGUCUCUUUGUUAUGGAGAUAUUUCAUCAUUGUUAUUUUACGAUCAGAAAUCUUUACGUAAUCAUUAUGUUAAUUGUAUUGAGAAUAAUGAAAUACAACCAUUUCCUUCAAAACCUAGGAGAGGAAGCACUAGAAACAAUUGUAAAUUAGUUGAUCUCUAUUUGAAUUAG
Molecule: messenger RNA, 741 nt
Organism: Rotaria sp. Silwood2
Lineage: Eukaryota; Metazoa; Rotifera; Eurotatoria; Philodinida; Philodinidae
Source: the annotation of a GenBank genome assembly